Messenger RNA from Homarus americanus (American lobster), 652 nucleotides. It is a transcript of the gene LSm7, whose product is annotated as U6 snRNA-associated Sm-like protein LSm7. Lineage: Eukaryota; Metazoa; Arthropoda; Malacostraca; Decapoda; Nephropidae. The record is from RefSeq and is a predicted model, not a curated record. Gene Ontology annotation, cellular component: spliceosomal tri-snRNP complex; U2-type prespliceosome; catalytic step 2 spliceosome. Gene Ontology annotation, molecular function: RNA binding. The transcript has 3 exons. Bases 22 to 396 code for a protein of 124 amino acids. Gene Ontology annotation, biological process: nuclear-transcribed mRNA catabolic process; mRNA splicing, via spliceosome.
UCCACAACAACGUUUCAAAACAUGGCCUCGCAACAAGGAGGAGGUGGAGGAGAGCGCAGGGAAGGAGGUCGAGAAGGAGGACGAGAUGGAGAACAGAAAGAUAAGAAGAGGAAGGAAUCCAUUCUUGAUUUGAGCAAGUACUUAGACAAGGCUAUAAGGGUCAAAUUUUCUGGUGGACGUGAAGCUUCUGGAAUCUUAAAAGGAUUUGAUCAGUUGUUAAAUCUUGUGCUUGACAACACCAUUGAAUAUCUAAGAGACCCAGAUGAUCCCUACAAACUAACAGAAGAUACAAAGGAGAGAGGGUUAGUAGUAUGCCGAGGAACUGCUGUUGUUCUUAUAUGUCCAAUGGAUGGAUGUGAAGCCAUUGCAAACCCAUUUGUUCAACAAGAGACUUAGUUAUAUUAUUUUUCAAGCGAUAUCUCCCUAGCAGAACAUUUAUACAAUUUGUACCUUUUCAUAUGGUAUUUUAAUAUCUAAAAUUAAUUUUAUUUAAUGUUUUCAAGUUAUGUUGGGGUAAGUGUUCAUUUUAGUUUUUUUAAUUCUUCUAAACCAUGACAAGUAAGAGGCAGACUAUGAAUAAAAUGUUAUGGAAAUACUGUGUACAACCAUUAUAUUUUGAAUAUUUGUUCUGAAUAAAAUAAUUCAGAAGCUA